ACACGGCAGGACAAAGAGGCACCAAGAUUGUGUUUAACCGAUGGUAGACAAGAGGAACACCCACCUCUCUGGAGUUACGCAUCCAUCCCAGGCGUCCAACCUCUGCUCAACAGUGCAUACCCACUAUACAACAACAGUAAAUUGUACUGCACUGAUUAAGAAAUGCCACCGCAAAUGGAAUAUCUCUGUGAAGAGAGCACAUUGCCGGCUUUGCCCCCAUCUCUGGACCGCCAGAGUCAGGAGCCCGAGGUGAAAUGUGUGCUAGUUGGGGACGGCGCAGUCGGAAAAACCAGUCUUAUUGUGAGCUACACAACCAACGGAUACCCCAUGGAAUACCAACCGACUGCGUUUGACAUCUUCUCGGGACACGUGCAGGUCGAUGGUACACCAGUACGAAUCCAGCUCUGCGACACUGCAGGACAGGAGGAGUUUGAUCGACUUCGGACUCUCUGCUACACCGGUACAGACGUCUUCAUUGUGUGCUUCAGUGUGGUCAACCCUACGUCUUUCCAGAACAUAAGCGAGAAAUGGAUCCCGGAAAUCCGGGCCUGCAACCCCUCGUCACCCAUCAUCCUUGUGGGAACCCAAGCUGACCUGAGGCAUGACGUCAAUGUGCUCAUCAACCUGGAUCAACGUAAAGUCAAACCGGUGCUUAAAUCGUGCGCUAGAAAUCUUGCGGAGAAGAUCCGGGCCCAGGACUAUGUGGAAUGCUCUGCCUUGACUCAGAAAAACCUGAAGGAAGUCUUUGACUCGGCCAUCUUCGCAGCGAUCAAAUACAAGGCCCGGCAGGAAAAGAAACUGAAAAUGUCCACAGACCGCACAAAGACCUUUUCAAAAUGUGGGUGGAAAAAGUUUUUCUGUUUUGUCUGACUUUAAAAGACCAAACUGGCUUGAAUUAACUUAUUACUGACUUGCAACGUCACACUGGACCCACAGCUGUGCCAUGGGUCUUACCUAAAGGCAAGAGUGAUGGAUUGUGGGACUUGGGAGCCUGUGGCUCACUUCAACAGAUUGCUUGCUUAGGUGAAUGAAAAUGUUUACACAGCAUAUUUUCCAAUGCAAAAAAAGAGCUAACGAGACUGUUCUUUGAUGUAUCAUUUUGCAUUGGUUCCUGUUUGAGAAAUGCACAUCAUGGAUUUUAAAAUGUAGCGAAUCAAGGCUCUAGUUCAAAGGUCAUGAUAUUAUUAUGUUAUUUUAUUAAUGUAAAAAAGGUUACUGUAAAGCCUUAGGUGACAGAAUGAUCAAGAUUCAUCCAGACAUUAAGUACUGAGGCCCUGUUUCCUUACACAGGUUGUCCUGGAUAUCUGUUGAGAGAAUCUGUGGCUCUCCGAGGAGCUCUUUAUGGAACCUAGCUAGGCUGGCUAGGGAAGAAUUCUUCCGAAUCUGAUUGAGCACCCAAAUACAUCAAGCACCUACAAUUGCAGCUAACAGCUCUAGUGUUAGAUUUGGCACCUCCCUGAAUGAUUGCACUUUAAAUUUUUAAUUGGCUAUACACCGGCUGUCCUUAAACUAUUUAAAAAAAGAAAAAGACUAGAGCAAGCUUUUAAGGAGAUUAAUGGCCAUAAUUACAUAUGCAAAACAUAUUUACUCUUCUACUGUAUGGGAAAUGUUUCCACAAAUAUACUGCUAAUUUCCUGUAACUGUGAUUUAAACUACAAAAUGCGUCUAAGGGUAAUUUGGGGAAUCUGUAAAAGAUUAUUGAGAAUAAUCUUGGAGAUCUUCCGUGAUUGUGUUAUAUUCUUCAGAAAAAUAUGGAUCAGUGAAGAGAGAAUGCAAUCCACAAGUCGCAAACAAACCUUUGACAAGACCCUUUUAAACUGAUUGUUAUUCAUUGACUUAUUGCUCCCAAUUGUGAUCAAAAUCUUUUAUUGUUAAAGGAUACUUAUUUGUAUGUUUUUGGAUUUUUCUGAAGUACCCAGUUUUAGCUAUUGACCUAAUAGUUCAAUCCUGUUCGAACGGCACGUUUUAUUGCUUCUUGUGGAAGCUUUUAAUUAAAAACAAGCCUUAUUCUGAAAUGCAACACUAUUUGGUUAUAUAAAUAGUUUUGCUUUUUUAUUUCUUUAAACAAGAAGGUAAUAGGUCUUUUUUUCCUCUUCAUUGUAAAAGAACAAAUCUUGAUUUGUGGACUGUAGGGACUUGUCUGCAAAGAGAUUUUUACUUUGAUAUUUGAUAUCUGUAGAUAAGAGGAACAAUACAAUUCUAUACUUUUAAUGACAUGUAAUUUAUCUACAAAUGAUAGUUUUAUACAGCAAACUUUUCAGUUAUAAUUUUGCUCAAUUCAGUCAUUUUCAAAUUUUUUACAAGUUUCAUAUUUAGAAGGUUCGUUUUUUAUGAAGUGUUGGA
Lepisosteus oculatus (spotted gar) is the source of this 2343-nucleotide messenger RNA. RefSeq names its product ras homolog family member V (gene rhov). The record is from RefSeq and is a predicted model, not a curated record. NCBI's taxonomy places the organism in Eukaryota, Metazoa, Chordata, Actinopteri, Semionotiformes, Lepisosteidae. Gene Ontology annotation, biological process: Cdc42 protein signal transduction; endocytosis; establishment or maintenance of cell polarity. Gene Ontology annotation, molecular function: protein kinase binding; GTP binding; GTPase activity.